Boleophthalmus pectinirostris (great blue-spotted mudskipper) is the source of this 3921-nucleotide messenger RNA. RefSeq names its product deoxyribodipyrimidine photo-lyase. Gene Ontology annotation, cellular component: nucleus; cytoplasm. Gene Ontology annotation, molecular function: FAD binding; DNA binding. Bases 77 to 2518 code for a protein of 813 amino acids. The record is from RefSeq and is a predicted model, not a curated record. Lineage: Eukaryota; Metazoa; Chordata; Actinopteri; Gobiiformes; Gobiidae. Gene Ontology annotation, biological process: entrainment of circadian clock by photoperiod; circadian regulation of gene expression. The transcript is spliced from 9 exons.
UGUAACUCUCCAAAUCAGCUGUUGAGUUUGAUAAACAGGGAGCACAGCGAAGAGACGUAUUUAGUACCUGUUCAAGAUGUCCCUGUCCAUUGGCAGCGGUGAAGACGGCGUGUCCCUGGUGAGGAAGAUGCUGAGGGAGGUGCUGGUGGGUCGGGAGGAUCCAGAGGGUUUUUUCGCUCUGUGUGUGUCCGUCCUUGGGCACCACGACACCCGGGCACAGUUCCUGACUAUCAUCCGGCCUCUGUCCACGGCAAAUAUAGCUCUGCAUUCCGCGUUGACGGCAAUCUACGAGGAAUAUUUCAGAAAUACUGAAGAUGAUGAGCUGCAACUUGCAAUGGCACUCUCUCUCCUGGAUACAGAAGAAAUCACCACUACCACCAAGCAGAGCACCACCCAGAAUGUCAAUCAGUGCUCCCUUCCCUACAUGUCUGAAGAUGUGUCCACUGUCCAAAAUAAGUCUGUACUAAAUAUACAGAACAGUGACCAGAGCUCCAGACAGUCUUCCCCAUCUUCUAAGCAGAACUCUUCUGAACCUAAACGUUCUAAGAGGAGAAGGCAGAGGAGUAAGGGGACAGGGCAGCAGGUAGUUGGGUUACCUACAGCUCCAUCAUCUCAGCCCCCAGUCCUGCUGUGGUUCAGGAGGGACUUGAGGCUGUGUGAUAACCCUGCCAUGAUCGGGGCAUUGGAGAUUGGUGCACCUGUCAUCCCUGUCUUCAUCUGGGCUCCUGAUGAGGAAGAAGGCCCUGGGACCACUGUGGCCAUGGGAGGGGCUUGUAAGUUCUGGCUUCACCAAGCUCUGUCCUGUCUGCGUUCGUCUUUGGAGCGGAUCGGUAGCAGUCUUGUGUUCCUUAAGGCUGAGAGUGGCUCCUCACUUCAGACACUGAGGGGGCUGCUACAGGAGACUGGAGCCUGCACUGUGGUGGCCAAUGCUUUGUAUGAGCCCUGGCUUAAGCAGAGGGAUGAUCUGGUGCUGUCCGGUUUGCACAAAGACGGGGUGGGCCUCAAGAUGUAUCACUCCUACUGUCUCAGAGACCCCUAUUCUGUCAGCACAGUGGGAGUGGGGCUCAGAGGGAUUGGUUCUGUGUCCCACUUCAUGAGCUGUUGUAAACAAAAUCCAGGGCCUCCUCUUGGGGCAACCCUGGACCCCCCUGUGUCUCUGCCCACCCCCUCUCACUGGCCUUUAGGUGUAACUUUGGACACGCUAGAAUUAGCCAAGAUGCCCCGACGGAAGGAUGGCACCAUAAUUGACUGGGCAGCUAACAUUCGUAAGUCUUGGGAUUUCAGUGAAGAGGGGGCACAUGCCCAGUUAUUCACUUUCCUUCAAGAUGGGGUGUACAGGUAUGAGAAGGAGUCAGGCAGAGCAGACUACCCUAACACCAGUGGCCUGUCUCCAUACCUUCACUUUGGACAGCUGAGCCCACGCUGGCUCCUGUGGGACGCCAAAGAGGCAAAGUGCCGCCCCCCAAAGUUCCAGCGUAAACUAGCCUGGAGAGACCUGGCCUACUGGCAGCUCAGCCUGUUCCCUGAUCUGCCAUGGGAGUCCCUCAGACCGCCUUAUAAGGCCCUCCGCUGGAGCUCCAACCAGUCACACCUGAAAGCAUGGCAGCGUGGCCGGACUGGGUACCCUCUGGUGGAUGCAGCCAUGAGGCAGCUGUGGCUCAGCGGCUGGAUGAAUAACUACAUGAGACACGUGGUGGCGUCUUUCCUCAUCGCAUACCUGCACCUGCCCUGGCAGGAAGGAUACCGCUGGUUCCAGGACACCCUGGUGGAUGCAGACGUGGCCAUAGAUGCCAUGAUGUGGCAGAAUGGAGGCAUGUGUGGACUGGACCACUGGAACUUUGUCAUGCACCCUGUGGACGCAGCCAUGACCUGUGACCCCUGUGGUGCCUUUGUCAGACAGUGGUGUCCAGAGUUGGCCGACCUGCCUGAUGAGCUCAUCCACAAACCCUGGAAAUGCCCUGCCUCCAUGCUCAGACGUGCCGGUGUAGUACUGGGACAAUCCUACCCUGAGCGUAUCAUCACAGACCUGGAGGAGCGUAGGACCCAGUCUCUGAAGGACGUGGCCCAGGUGCGUCUACAGUUUAAACAGUAUGUGGACCAGGGCAGCGGCUGUGACCUGGUCCCCCUGCCCCCCCGCCUGGUCUCUGAAGCUCUGGGUAUCCACGGCGAGACAGUGGUGAGGGGCAAACAGUUCCUCCUCCCUCUCAUAACACGCAUGGAGUUCAAACAUCAACUGGAGGAACCGGAUGCGGACGCAGUCUCCAACCCAUACAAUGCUGUUUUAAAGGGGUAUGUGAGCAGGAAGAGAGAUGAGACCAUAGCUUUUCUGAAUGAGCGAGAUUUCACGGCCAGUGUGAUGAACGAGGGAUCGCAGAGGAGAGAGAGGAUGGAUGUGAACUAUAGGAAAAUGGAAGGUCUACCACAGUCUCGCGAGCCUAGAGGACGAGCCAGGCGGACUCCAACAGCCAAAGACAGGUUCUCCAUAGUUCCUGGAGCUGUGGUCAAUACACUCAGAUAGAACUCAACAUGCUUUAUUUUUAUAUGGUUCAUUUAUUUAUUAUUACUGAAAAUAUGGGGAAAACUGGUGUCGCAGUGGUGUGAUGGGUGGAGUGGAUUCUUAAUAGUGUUAUUGUUAACAUUUCCAUUGUAAUGUAAUCAUGAUACCUUCUUACAGUUCAGUUUUAUAUUUUUUUGUGUUUCAUAGUGUAUGGACUGUUAUGAUGCAGCAUAUGCAUUUCUGUCAGGGUAUAUAAGCAAUAAAUUUUCUGCUACUUUAGAUGUUUUGAAGUUAUGCAGAAUUAUCACCAUACAUCUUUUAGAAUGUCCAAUCUUGUUUGAUCCCCAAAGCUGAGCUGGGCUUGAUUAGUAUUUGGAUGGGAGACCAAUGGAAAUAUCAGGUACCACAGCAGACAAGCAGGAAACUUCAACAAUCUUGUCUUGUGUGAAUGUGAUGAUCAGAGGGGGUUUGAGCAUCUCGAAAAAGCGCAAUACAACUAAUGCACAGUUAGAUGCAAAGGUGGGUAGAAGAGUCAAAAAUUGCACUCAAGUAAGAGUAAUGUUACUUCAAAAUAAUAUUAAUCAAAUAGAAAAUACUCACAUUAAAGAAGAACUUGGGAAAAGUACUAUUCAAGAAAGAGUAACUGUCAUGAAGUAACAUUUGAUUAAUAAUUUGUGAGUGUACGUAAUUUGAAGGGCAAAACUAUAAUUAAAUAUUGUGCAAAAUCUGCUCUUUUCAAAAAACAGAGACUAACUAAAUCAUAUCUGAAGGACCGGUGCAAGAAAAACAAAUGUUCAAACAAUUUCAUAUUGUCAACAUAGAGCUUUUGUCACUUGUGGACGGUUGGAACAGUAGCCAAAACUUUUACUCAACUUACUGGUACUUCAUUUAAAAUAUUACUAAAGUAUGAGUAAAGGUAUGGUAGAAAGGUACUCCAAAAAGCAUAUCUUUAUUUUUUUUAAUUACUCAAGUUAAUAUAACUGAGUACUACACACCUCUGGUUAUAUCUGAAUAUUGAGUUUAUUGUCUAGACCUGGUAAAAAGAGGUACUGUAUAAAUUUGCAGUUGAAUCUUACUGGUGGGUAUAUAGAACAUUUUUAUUUAAUUUUACUCUCCAUUCAUUUGCGUAAAACUUCAACCUUUAAUUUACAAGCACAUUAUUCAUUUUUAUACUGUUUUGUUACCCACCAAUACGUAUAGUUUACGUAUUUCCCUAAAUACACUAUAGUCUAGUGUGAGUAUAGUGACUAGACCUUUGAAUGGGUUGGGUUAAGCCUUUUGACCUGUAACAUAUUUGAUGCAAAUAUUAAGACAACAUGCAGAAAAUAUUCAAGUGGGACCUAGAACCACUAUAUGUUGUCCAUAAUCUAGUUUUACAUUGUUUUGGCAGACAUAUAUUUCUCUAUUUUUUGUACUUUUAUUUU